AUGGGUGCUCGAAAGUACAUGUUGACGAUCUGGUCUCUUGGUGAAAACCUGCUGUUUGGAGGAUUGACGUUUGGGUGGGCCUUGCUUGUCAUCAUUCUGAAGGACGAAGGUGUGUACGCUGGGCUAUGUACAGCCAGCAAUACCAGCGAGAAUGUGAGCACGACUACUCCGCCCAUCGACUCGUCAGAGGAAUAUGUCCAAACAUGCAUAGCACAGGAAAGGCAGCUGAAUCUCGUGUUCACCGUAGCCGUGGUGGUGCGAGCCCUGUCAGGACCGUUCAUUGGCCAGUUACUGUACAGACGAGGUGUCAGAGCCACAAGGAUAGUCAUGGUGAUAUGCUUGUCGGCUGGGUUGCUUAUGAUCGCCUUCACUUCUGUUGACAUACCCUGGCUUCUGUUCCCUGGCCUUACUUUCAUGGCUGUAGGCGGCGAGGCUUUGUUCUCCUCUAAUAUCCAGGCGGCGUACUUGUUUCAGUCCGGGAGUUCGUUCGUGGUGAGCCUGAUGUCAGGGAUGUUUGACGCCUCAGCUUCUGUCAUGUUAAUCAUUAAGAUUGUUUAUGACCGUGGUGUGGCCAGGCUCUAUUCUUUCCUCACUAUGGCGGGAGCGUUCAUUCUGUUGGCCUCCAUCAGUUCUAUUUUCUUUCUGCCGAAGACGUUCUUUAAAGACGGAGAGCCUGUUCGCUACAGAAAGCGAAGCACACCUGAUGUUACUGUCACAGCGGUGUCUGACGGAAAAGUAUACCAACGACGAGCUUCUAUAACAUCGGCGGAGUUUCGGAGCAAUAUUAUUCCUCCCCUGCAACACUGCGUGCUCUCACCAGUUUUCCUCUCUCAUGUCCUCUGGUUCUCAAUCCUCCAGCUGCGAUGGUAUUUUUACCUUGGUGCUUUCAACACCUGGAUAACUCUGGUGUCCAAAGGAUCCGAAGAGCAAAUCCACUUCUUUACUGACGUCAGUCUUUAUGUUCAGCUGUGUAGCGUUGUGAUGGCUUUAGUCAGCGGAGUCGUCUUGGGUUUUGAAAGACGGCGAUGUUCAGACAAACCUACAUCCAUACAGAGGCGGCUCCGUCCCUCACUCAGCCUACAAGCCAUCGCCUGUAUACUGGCCAUAGUUCUUUCCUCGGUCAUCCUUGUCCCCUCCACUGACAUUCUGUAUUUUGUGUUCAUCGUGGCCAUAGCGCUGCGGACUCUAAUCUACGGCAUGGGUGCCGCUUAUAUACAGAUGAUAUUCCCGGUGGAGUAUUUUGGGUUUCUGUUCGGAGUUUUGAUGUGUGCUGGAGGCGUGAUAGGAUGUUUCCAAUAUCUACUCUUCGUUUGGAUGGAGACAAACCCAAUAUCACCACAGAAGGUGAACAUUUUCCUCCUCGUUCUGACGGUAAUAUCUCUGAUUCACCCAGUCCACAUCUGGAUAAUCUGUCGAAGAGCUGCCAUAAAAGCUGCAAAUGGAGAAAGAAGAGUUGACAAGUUGGAAAACUACGAUUUUCUGCUCAGAAAAAGGAAGUGA
Molecule: messenger RNA, 1500 nt
Organism: Liolophura sinensis
Lineage: Eukaryota; Metazoa; Mollusca; Polyplacophora; Chitonida; Chitonidae
Product: equilibrative nucleobase transporter 1-like
Exons: 9
Coding region: 1-1500 (499 amino acids)
Biological process (GO): transmembrane transport
Molecular function (GO): transmembrane transporter activity
Source: RefSeq, a predicted model, not a curated record